Histoplasma mississippiense is the source of this 444-nucleotide messenger RNA. RefSeq lists its product with no specific name. The record is from RefSeq and is a predicted model, not a curated record. The coding region runs from base 1 to 444 and encodes 147 amino acids. The transcript is spliced from 2 exons. Lineage: Eukaryota; Fungi; Ascomycota; Eurotiomycetes; Onygenales; Ajellomycetaceae.
AUGCCCCCAGGGAGAGCGGUGUCCCCAGGGAGAGUAGCGUCCCCAGGGAGAGUAGUGUCCCCAGGGAGAGCGGUGUCCCCAGGGAGAGUAGCGUCCCCAGGGAGAGUAGCGUCCCUAGGGAGAGUAGUGUCCCCAGGGAGAGCGGCGUCCCCAGGGAGAGCGGUGUCCCCAGGGAGAGUAGCGUCCCCAGGGAGAGCGGUGUCCCCAGGGAGAGCAGUAUCCCCAGGGAGUAGUGUCCCCAGGGAGAGUAGUGUCCCCAGGGAGAGCGGUGUCCCCAGGGCCACUUUUCCAAAAAGGACCGCACUCGCAGGCGAGUUGGGCCAUGCAAAACCAUCGCGGGCAUCUCUACAGAAGGGAAGAGUGGGUGGUUCCGCACUCAAAGCAACCCCGAGGCUUCUCCGCGUGGCGGAUGUGCGGCGGCAAGGGACAAGUCAGAAACUUUGA